UACAGCAAAAAAAAUGGCGACGGUGGGAAAAGAUGUGUUGGUCGCUCCACCGUCGCAAAUCACCUGUGAUCAAAUCCUCUCUGAGUAUCCUUUUCACUGGUUCGUAUGGAACAAAGACGCUUCAUCCAUCGAAGAAGAACUCGCUUUAGCCAGGAACGACAAGGAAAAGACAGAUACCAGAGGCAGAACAGCCAUUCAUUUAGCGGUUUCAUUGGGUUACGUUGACUGUGUGAAGGCUCUUCUCCAUGGAGGAUGUGAUGCUAAUGCUAUCAACAAGGAUGGAUGGAAUGUAUUGCAAGAGGCAAUCAGUACAGGUAAUCCAGAAAUUACCUCACUAGUUUUACAGCACAGAGAUUUUCAAAGAGGAAAUCAAAGGCUGGCUGGCAUCCCAGAACUACUGGAAGAUCUGAAAGCUGCACCUGAUUUUUAUGUGGAAAUGAAGUGGGAGUUCACCAGUUGGGUGCCAUUCAUGUCAAGAAUGUGUCCAAGUGACACUUACAAGAUAUACAAAAGCGGAGCUGCUGUGAGGGUGGACACUACACUCUUGGGUUUUGAUCAAAAUGAUUGGCAGAGAGGAAACAGAACAUAUGUGUUCAAGGGGGAAGAAAAUGGAGGGGUAUUUCUUGAAAUUGACCAUGACAGAGGUAGAGUCUGGAAAGAGACACUUAGUAUAAGGGAUGAUGUUCGUGAUGUAUCAUCCACUAAGGUAUCUGAAGAUGUUUUGAACCAAAGAAUGUCUGCACCUAUUGUUACAACUUAUCUGGACACAGAUAAUAUAGCUUUUACCAGGCACAAGACGAUGUGGGGUUGGGGAGGAGAUAAAACAGAGACAAUAGAUAAUUUGGAAUGUAAAGUAUAUACGGGAAGUGGAGUAGAAGUGGUAACCAAAACAAGAGUGGAACAUUUGGCUGAAGAUGACAAAAAGAAUGUUGAAACAUUCCCAGUACCCCAAGGAAUUGCAGGCAGUGGCUUACAUACUUUGCUUGGCAUAGAAGAUGAAACCACCAACCCCCUUGAGGAUGAAGACAAGCAGGACCUGGUUGAUCCAACAUCUACCAAUCCAUAUAGAAUGACUGUUGAAGAAUAUUUCAAUCCAUCUUUAUCGAAACAAGGUCGAGAUAUUGGACGAUUAAAAGAAAUGUCAACCAAAAGGCAAAAAUUUAGAGCCACAAUUUCGAUGGCCGAUCCUCACCCUCUUUCCCUACAGCAGCAAGUUCUACCCAUUAUUAAACUGUUGGCAAUAAGUAAUGCACACUUUGCAAAGCUGAGAGAUUUUAUUGCGCUGCAUCUGCCAGCUGGAUUCCCGGUCAAAAUAGAGAUCCCACUUUUCCAUGUGCUGAAUGCCAAGAUCACCUUUGGCAACAUCGAUUCAAGAGACAAGACGGUAACUGGAGUUCACUGUUUAUACGUUCCCCCUGAUGCUGCUUCAAAUGAAGGCGGGAAGGAAGAGGAAGGAGAAACAGCGAGUAGACCUGUUAUUCAAAGCUGCACCAUCGAUUCACAGUGUUUCGAAGCACCAUCGGGGUACCGACUGCUAAGGGCCGGGGAACAUCCUGUUCCCGUACGAGAUGAAGAAGACGAACUUCUACAGCUUGCCAUUCAGCAAAGCCUCCUUGAGUACAGCAAUGUCAGCCCUGGGGAUAAAGCUGCUGUUAAGUCUCUGGUAGACAACGAGGAUGAGGACAAGAUGCUGCAAAGAGCAAUCAGAGAAAGUAUGAAGGAGUGUGGGAUAGCAGAAGGGCCCUCUAACACUCCUCCAAGUGAAAAUAACCAAGAAAAUGAUGACAACAAUGCUGAAGAUCAGCUGAAACUCGUGAUGGCGCUCUCUCAGCAGCAACUUGCUGAAGAUGAAAGAAGAAGGCGGCAAGAAGAGGAAGAAUUGCAACGUGUUCUCGAACUGUCGAUGACAGAAAAAUGAAUUUGGAGAUUUUAUUUCAUUGGUUCAAUUCCACGAUGUAUUUUUU
Molecule: messenger RNA, 1964 nt
Organism: Actinia tenebrosa (Australian red waratah sea anemone)
Lineage: Eukaryota; Metazoa; Cnidaria; Anthozoa; Actiniaria; Actiniidae
Product: ankyrin repeat domain-containing protein 13D
Cellular component (GO): cytoplasm
Molecular function (GO): protein binding
Source: RefSeq, a predicted model, not a curated record